GAGACAGGUAAGCUGGACUAAAUUGCCCUUGCCCACCGCCUGGAGUCGUCUCGCCCGCCGAUCUCCUCCAUCCGCUCGCCGCGCCGCAAACCGGAGAGGAGACUGCGCUCGGUCGAGCACUCGAGCACCACCUGGGGCCAGCAUCUCCGGCACGGCGUCCGCCCUCUGCAGCCCCGGUGUCCCUGCGACCGUCGCUGCUGUCCUACUUCGCCACUGGCCCCUUUGCCCGGCGACGAGCACCACCAGAACAAUAGGAAUUUGUCUUCCUCAUCUAAAGCUGCUGCAUUGUGUUUCAUAUAAAUGGCUAUGGGGUUGAUUAAUGCUAAUCCUAUAAUCCAUGAGAAAAAAGAAAGGCGCAUCCGACCAGCACCAGAGACCACAGAUGAAAAUGCAGCAGAGCCCAUAGACCAGCUGGAAAUAUUUGAUAUCCUUCUUAAUGAUUUUCCUUAUAUAAAUGUAGUGAAGCUUGUUUUUCCAUUUAUCUGUGAGCUCUCUACCCGAGCUACAUAUAUUUUUUAUUUGACAAGGGGGAGUUCCCCAUUUCCCUCUAUCCUAGCUAUUUGGUUCUGGUCCUUAAUGUUCUUACAUCACAUUAGAGAUAUAAAGGAUCCAGAGCACCCAUACUCACUGGAACAGCUGAAUGUGGUAACUGAAAACUCAAUUGAACUCAAUGAUGAAAGUAAUCAUGUCAGGGUUACUUUCACCCCAACAGUGGAGCACUGCAGUAUGGCAACUAUUAUUGGCCUUUGCAUACGUGUGAAACUUGUACGGAGUCUCCCUCCUCGUUACAAGGUGGACAUAAGAGUUGCCCCUGGAUCACACGCAACUGAAGCUGCCGUGAAUAAGCAACUGAAUGACAAAGAACGUGUUGCAGCUGCAUUGGAAAACCCAAACCUACUGGACAUGGUUGAAGAAUGCUUAUCACCAACAUUUGAUUGAGGCCAUAUCUGGGCGCCAUGGCGUUUUAUGUUCAGAAGCCACACAAGCUUAUUGCCUAUGGAGUUCACUCCUGUCUUUCAAGUACUGAAAUGUUUUGGCUGUUAAAGGACGUGUGCAUGAUUUUUUUUCCAUCCGUCCACUUUUGGACGUUUUUUUGUGCUCGUGACCUCCCUGACCCUGAGCAGAGGGAGAUGUAAUCAGAUCUUGUGCUGUAGCUUUCGGAGUGUUGUCACUUGUCAGUACCACACCAUUUUGAGGCUGUGUACCCUACACAAUCAACUGAACUUGGUAGGAGAGUCCUAGAAUCCUCAAAUCAUUAGUCGUUUCUGUUUCCAUACUCAGGAAAUGUUUAGUUUCUGAGUUUCUAGCAUGUUUGUUAUUAUUAUUACUAUUAUUAUUGUAUAGCAUGCCCUAAAGUUUGCAUAAGAAAAAUCGUGAUUUCCCCUCAA
This is a messenger RNA of Sorghum bicolor (sorghum), 1388 nucleotides long. RefSeq names its product protein AE7. The transcript is spliced from 5 exons. The record is from RefSeq and is a predicted model, not a curated record. Lineage: Eukaryota; Viridiplantae; Streptophyta; Magnoliopsida; Poales; Poaceae. Gene Ontology annotation, biological process: iron-sulfur cluster assembly. Bases 301 to 939 code for a protein of 212 amino acids.